This is a messenger RNA of Nanorana parkeri, 350 nucleotides long. Its product is annotated as 7,8-dihydro-8-oxoguanine triphosphatase-like. The record is from RefSeq and is a predicted model, not a curated record. The transcript is spliced from 3 exons. The coding region runs from base 1 to 324 and encodes 107 amino acids. NCBI's taxonomy places the organism in Eukaryota, Metazoa, Chordata, Amphibia, Anura, Dicroglossidae. Gene Ontology annotation, molecular function: 8-oxo-7,8-dihydroguanosine triphosphate pyrophosphatase activity. Gene Ontology annotation, biological process: DNA protection.
AUGAGGGAACUCUGGGAAGGAAGCGGUCUGACUGUUGACACACUACAGAAAAUCGGGGAGGUCAAAUUUGAGUUUGUGGGCAGCACUGAGAUUUUCCAUGUCCAUAUAUUCCGAGCAGAUACCUUCAAUGGAGAACCAGCUGAAAGUGAAGAAAUGCGUCCCCAGUGGUUUCCCCUGGAGAAGAUCCCCUUUGACAGCAUGUGGCCAGAUGACAGCAUUUGGUUCCCCCUCUUCCUGCAGAAGAAGAAAUUUCAAGGAUACUUCAAGUUUGAGGGUCAUGACAAAAUCCUGAGCCACACUCUACAGGAAGUGGAAGAUAUAUGAAAAUAGGAAGAGCAAUACCUGACUUU